Messenger RNA from Armigeres subalbatus, 1872 nucleotides. Its product is annotated as probable 2-oxoglutarate dehydrogenase E1 component DHKTD1 homolog, mitochondrial. The transcript is spliced from 3 exons. Bases 16 to 1755 code for a protein of 579 amino acids. Gene Ontology annotation, molecular function: thiamine pyrophosphate binding; oxoglutarate dehydrogenase (succinyl-transferring) activity. The record is from RefSeq and is a predicted model, not a curated record. Gene Ontology annotation, biological process: tricarboxylic acid cycle. Lineage: Eukaryota; Metazoa; Arthropoda; Insecta; Diptera; Culicidae.
CAGUGUGGGGAUGUAAUGCCAAUAAGAAGAAGAAGCAACUACCGCGCAAUCACAUUGCUGAACGGCGCCUACAAGGUACAUAUGAUCGUCAACAACCAGGUCGGGUUCACUACCCCGGGCGACCGCGGUCGCGGUACUCGCUAUGCAUCCGAUCUAGCCAAAAGUAUCAUGGCUCCGGUAUUCCACGUUAAUGGGGAUGACCCCGAAGCGCUAACAAAGAUCACCAAACUGGCCUUCGACUAUCAGCAAAAAUUCGGUAGAGAUGUCUUUAUCGAUCUGAACUGUUUCCGCCGCUGGGGACACAACGAACUGGAUGAUCCAACAUUCACCAGCCCCUUGCUGUAUAAAGUAAUUCACAACCGCGGCUCGGUCCCAGACCUCUACGCCAAUAAGUUAUUAGAAUCAGGAGAUCUCACCCAAAAUGACAUCGAUACCAUCGUCAAGGGUCACCACGAAUUUCUUAACGCUGAACUCCAAAGCGUCAACAGCUACCAACCCGAACAGAGCUAUUUCCAGGCCCAGUGGAGCGGUAUCCAACAGGCAGGAAACGAGAUCACGGUUUGGAACACCGGAGUGGACUACAGUUUGCUGAACUACGUUGCGCAAACCAGCGUCGAGUAUCCGCCCGACUUUGCCCUUCAUCCUCACCUACAGAAGCACCAUGUAGCAGCUAGGCUUCGUAAAAUCAACGAAGGUAACCGGAUCGACUGGGCCACCGCCGAAGCCAUGGCCAUCGGAAGCCUCAUGUAUCAGGGAUGCAACGUACGAAUCAGUGGGGAGGACAUUGGCCGAGGUACAUUCUCCCAGCGGCACGCAAUGUUCAUCGACCAAAACACCAACGAAGUUUACAUCCCGCUGAACGAUCUUCAAGGCGGUGCUGGUGGAAAGCUGGAAUUGGCGAACAGUAUUCUGUCCGAAGAAGCGGUUCUUGGAUUUGAGUACGGUAUGGCAAUUGACAAUCCGAACAAUCUGGUCAUUUGGGAGGCUCAAUUCGGAGACUUCUUCAACGGAGCGCAGAUCAUAAUCGAUACAUUCCUAACAACCGGUGAAACUAAGUGGAUGGUGUGCAACGGUUUGGUGAUGCUUCUCCCGCACGGUUUCGAUGGGGCCGCCUCCGAACACAGCUCUUGCAGAAUGGAACGAUUCCUGCAGAUGACCGACUCGAAGGAAUCCACACCGGAUGGCGACGACGUCAACUUCGAAGUGAUCAACCCAUCCACGCCAGCGCAGUACUUCCACGCUCUGCGCCGUCAGCAAAUACGAAACUACCGAAAACCGCUGAUCGUGGUAGCGCCGAAGACGCUGCUCCGACUGUCGGAAUGCGUUUCGAGCCACGCCGAGUUCACCCCAGGAACGUCCUUCCAAACGGUGAUCGGAGACGCAACGAUAGGCGAUCCGAAGAAGGUCAAACGGGUUAUCCUGUGCAGUGGAAAGCAUUAUUACAACCUGAACAAUGAGCGACUGGCCAGCAAGAACAGCGAAGUGGCGAUCGUGAGACUGGAAUCGCUAUGCCCCUUCCCGGUGCACCGAAUUCAGGAAGAACUGGCCAAGUAUAACAAUUUGCAGGAUGUCGUGUGGAGCCAAGAGGAACAUCGCAAUAUGGGAGCAUGGACUUUCGUGCAACCCCGGUUCGAAAAUAUGUGUGGAAAGAGGAUCAAGUAUCGAGGACGCUACGAAGGAUCCACAAUUGCAGUAGGCGUCAGUUCAUGGCAUGCCCAGGAGGCAGAGCAGGUUAUUAAAACGGCUUUUCAGUGAAUGUAUGUUAUCUUAGUGCUGUAAAUACAAAUUGAUUAUGAUACCGGAAAUGAAGUAUCUUUUAAUUUACCUUACUGGAUACUUGGUUAGCUUUAGCGCCGUUAUACCUAUGCGUGG